CCUAACGACGGCUGGACGCCUGGCUGCCCCUCCACAAAUUUCACUUCGCGUCCUGCGGCUCGACGCGUCGACUAACCUCCAGCCCAAUCCCACGACGACCUCAUGUCAGCAGCUACAACUCGGGUUGAUUAUACAUGCGGCAACAAUGCCUAGAGAAAUCAUCACAAUCCAAGCUGGCCAAUGUGGCAACAGCAUUGGCAGUCAAUUCUGGCAGCAGCUUUGUCAGGAACACGGAAUCAGCCAAGAUGGCAACCUCGAGGAUUUCGCGACUGAGGGCGGUGACAGGAAAGACGUCUUCUACUACCAGAGCGAUGACACCCGCUAUAUUCCUCGAGCAAUCCUGAUCGACCUCGAACCUCGUGUCAUCCAUGGGAUCCAGACAGGACCCUACAAGAAUAUCUACAACCCGGAAAACUUCUACGUUGGCAAGAACGGCGUUGGAGCCGCAAAUAACUGGGGUGAUGGCUACCAGACUGGCGAGUCACUCCACGAGGACAUAAUGGAGAUGAUUGAUCGGGAAGCGGAUGGGAGUGAUUCACUAGAGGGAUUCAUGAUGCUUCAUUCCAUUGCCGGCGGCACAGGCUCUGGCCUCGGAUCUUUCCUGCUGGAGAGGUUGAACGACCGAUUUCCGAAGAAGAUUAUCCAGACAUACUCCGUCUUCCCCGACACCACCAACGCCGGAGACGUCGUUGUUCACCCUUAUAACAGUUUGCUGUCCAUGAGGAGGCUAACCCAGAAUGCGGACUCGGUCGUCGUCCUCGACAAUGGGGCGUUGUCACAUAUAGCGGCGGAUCGGCUGCAUGUCCAGGAACCUUCCUUCCAGCAAACGAACCAGCUAGUAUCCACAGUCAUGUCGGCCAGCACCACGACCCUCCGAUACCCGGGCUACAUGCACAACGACCUCGUCAGCAUCCUUGCAGCGCUGAUCCCCACUCCGCGAUGCCACUUCCUCAUGACCUCGUACACACCCUUCACCGGCGACCAAGUGGAACAGGCAAAGACGGUCCGCAAGACGACGGUGCUGGACGUCAUGCGGCGGCUUCUCCAGCCCAAGAACCGCAUGGUGUCGACGGUUCCGGGGAAGAAGAGCUGCUACAUCUCCAUCCUGAACGUCAUCCAGGGCGAGGUCGACCCGACGGAUGUGCACAAGAGUCUCCUCCGCAUCCGGGAGCGGCGGCUCGCCUCCUUUAUCCCCUGGGGCCCUGCCAGCAUCCAGGUGGCGCUGACUAAGCGGAGCCCGUAUAUCCCCAUGAGCCAUCGCGUUAGCGGGUUGAUGCUGGCUAACCAUACGAGUAUCGCUACUUUGUUCAAGAGGAUCGUCAAACAGUACGACGGUAUGAGGAAGAGAAAUGCCUUCAUGGAAGGGUACAAGAAGACGGCGCCCUUCGCUGAUAACCUGAACGAGUUUGACGAGGCACGAGAGGUCGUCACGGACCUAAUUUCCGAGUACGAGGCUGCCGAGAACGCAGACUACCUGAACCCGGAUUUGGGUGACAAGGCGACGUUGGCGGAGACGGACAAGCGAGUCGGUUGAGGUGAUCACUCCGCUGUAUGAUGCUGGCGAAUAAGGGAGUGUUGGGAGUUUACGACUUGGGUUUCGCACGAGAUAUUCGGUUUAAGAGUGGGAUACGCAUGUCAUUUCUGGCGUUUGUGGACCGCCGUCAGUCAACGGUUUGGGAUAUUAUAGCCCGGGCGGGCGGGCAGCCUGACGAGGCUCUCGAUCCUGCUGGCAUUUUACGAUGGAAGAUAUGCGAUGAUACUUGAUAUCCAGCAAUUUUAAGCCCCUUCAAACAAGAGCUUGCCUCGAUUUCGACCGCGCUCGCAAAUGCCAGUGGCCGAAAAUUGUAUCGCCCAGGGCUUCAAGUCCAUUCCUACGAGAGAGAAGGGCAGUAUUCGUGGGUUUGCAGGAUGAUUUGAAGUACUUCGAGUUGUAUUGGAGGGUGCUACCGCUUCGGCCAUCUUUCUUAAGAGCUGCCACCAUCCGUGGCUAUCUUGUGUAAAUCGCCAUUAUCAGAGUACAAUGUUUUGCCG
Phialemonium atrogriseum is the source of this 2031-nucleotide messenger RNA. RefSeq names its product putative tubulin gamma chain protein. NCBI's taxonomy places the organism in Eukaryota, Fungi, Ascomycota, Sordariomycetes, Cephalothecales, Cephalothecaceae. The record is from RefSeq and is a predicted model, not a curated record. The transcript is spliced from 6 exons. Gene Ontology annotation, molecular function: GTP binding; structural constituent of cytoskeleton. Gene Ontology annotation, cellular component: spindle pole body; nucleus; spindle. Bases 146 to 1534 code for a protein of 462 amino acids. Gene Ontology annotation, biological process: mitotic cell cycle; microtubule nucleation; cytoplasmic microtubule organization.